AUUAAGAAAAUGAACCAAAGAAUAAAAUCUAAUACAUGUUCUUAUGAUGAAGAUAAAAAGCUCCCCUCCCUCAGAGGUUUCUUACUGACUCUGAAAGAGCACAUAUUGUUGAACAAUUCUGGUUACCUGUUGUGUAAUUUUAGUUCCCGUGUGUUUCUGUUCUAUCUAUGUUUACUCUGCUGCUGCUGUCGUUUAGUUUAUUGUUUAGCUUGUCAGGAACCAUGUAGAACAUACAUUCAUCUCACUUAAUGACAGGAGAUGCACUGCACCAGAUUAAGCUGAUUAGUUAGAUUCCAUCUACAGUCAGUGGGCAGGUUACCCAUCUUUUCCUUUUCAGUUUUAACCACUUCCUGUAUACAGACUGAUCAGACUUCAACUCUCCCACAACAUCCAGAAACAUGACAGACCUUGAAAGAAUCGGAGAUCUCCCAUCCUUUAAUCUGUCCUCAGCAUCUGACCAGAUGAACACCAGCAGCUCAUCUCUCUGCGAUCAAGUCGACAACUCGGCACAUAUUUUCUACAUGCUGGUGUACAGUCUGGUGUUUCUGGUGGGUUUAGUCCUCAACGGAUUCACCCUGAAGGUUUACUUCUUCAGCGCUCACCAGCAGGUGUCCAGCAGCAUGACCAUCUACCUGAAGAACCUGGUAGCUGCAGACUUCCUGAUGAGCCUCAGCCUCCCCAUCAGAAUCGGCCAUUUUGCAAGCCGCUCUAUCACCGUGUUCAGGGUCUACUGCAACUUUGGCGCCAAUGCCUUCUACCUGAACAUGUACGCCAGCAUCCUGUUCAUGGGUUACAUCGCAGCAAACAGGUAUCUAAAGAUCGUCCAUCCUUUAGGGAAUCACAUCCUUCAGACAGUGCGAGCCGCCCACAUCAUCUCUGCGGUAACCUGGGUUUUCCUCUUGGCCAUAAUGACCACCUACAUCACCCAGUCGCUCCUCACUGAAGAAUCACUGCCAUCUUUCCCAAAUACCCUGAGCUGUGACGCUCUGCACAGUGAACAACUCAGCCUCUUAUACAAAGUCAUCCACACCUUGUCUGCGGCCAUCUUCAUCAUCGUCCUCGUCUCCCUCAUCUUCUUCUACCACGGCACCUCCCGCAGGCUGUCAGAAGCACAGCAGAGACAGCAAGCGUCCUCCGGAUCCAAGAAGCUCGCCAAGUCCCGCAGGAACAUGUUGGUGCUGGUCAGCGUCUUCUGCGUCUGCUUCGUCCCGUACCACCUGGUCCGCCUGCUGUACACUUUCCUGAUGAGGCACUGCUCAUGGGGGCAGGCCUUCUUCUACCUGAAGGAGCUGACCGUCAUGGUGUCUAUCUUCAACGUCUGCCUGGACCCGCUCAUCUAUUUCAUCUUCUGUAAAGCCUUCAGGGCCCAGCUGAGGAGAAGUGUUCGGGGACGUACACAGAGGGCUGGCUAAAAGAAGGAGCAACAAAAGUUGGAUGAGAACCUCUUUAACCAGCAAAAUAUGACAGAGAGGUUGUUGUCUUGUUGAACAGACAUUGUGUUCACUGACAUCAGUAAAUUUAACAUUUUCUUUCAGUAUAGGUUUUAAUGUGUUCAGACCAUGUUAGCAGGAUGGUAUUUUUGUCUGCAGGUCGUGCUGCUCGUUGCAACUCCACUACGGUCCUCAGGACACAAUAAAGGAACACCAGCCGGUAUCCUUCCUUCCAAGCCAAAUCCAGAAACACCCUUCCCUUAACUCCUCAGCCAGUUCCUUACAAUAUUUUUAACAUUUUGCCUUUAUUUGACGGGAGAACUGUAGAGUAUCAGGAAAACCUUGGGAAGGAACAGCAGGGAGGGCAUGUGGCAGAGAGUCGAGGGAAGCGUGAAGUGAUUACUUCACAGGUUAUGCACUGAGGACUCAGACACUUGGACACACACUCAACCCAGCUCCACCUCAGCCAGUUUCUUGAGUGCCUACCGCUUUUAUGAUCUUGUGACUUGGAGCUAUUUGUUUUGCACCAAUUGUUUUUCACUAAAACAUCAAAUCAAAUUCCUUGUAUGUUAUUGUACUUGGCAAUAAAUUCCAAUUCUGAUU
Labrus mixtus (cuckoo wrasse) is the source of this 2033-nucleotide messenger RNA. Its product is annotated as P2Y purinoceptor 14-like. Gene Ontology annotation, cellular component: membrane. The coding region runs from base 399 to 1412 and encodes 337 amino acids. Lineage: Eukaryota; Metazoa; Chordata; Actinopteri; Labriformes; Labridae. The record is from RefSeq and is a predicted model, not a curated record. Gene Ontology annotation, molecular function: G protein-coupled purinergic nucleotide receptor activity. Gene Ontology annotation, biological process: G protein-coupled receptor signaling pathway. The transcript has 3 exons.